AUGGUGUCCACCUGUGUCCCACUGCCUUUCCCAGACAGCUGGAUCAAAGAAAGGUGGACUGCAUCAAAAAUCCUUCCAGUGGAUAAAGACAGACCUUUUGCAGGAGUGAGUGAGGCUGUGGUCCCCUGUUCUGCAGAGGAGGACUCUGAAGUGCAAGUAUGGACCACUACGGUACAUGGCUAUAAGAUCCUGAAGAAGAGGACCAAGUUUACGGUUUAUAAAAUCUUGGUAAAUAACAUCAGAGAAAGUUGGAUUAUUUUCCGAAGUUACUCAGAUUUUUGCAAGCUCAACAAAAAGCUCAAAGAUCUGUUUCCCAGUGUUUCUUUGCCCUUUCCACCAAAACACAGAUUAAAAAAUAACUUUGAGGGAGAUUUUCUAAAACUUAGACAAACUCAACUUCAAUUGUUUCUAGCAGAGUUGACAUCACACACAGAUCUGUAUCAUUGUGACGUAGUAAAAUACUUCCUGCAUCAAGUCAACUCUCCAGAUCUAUUUGAAAGUCUCGAUGAGAGUCGGGCCUUUUGUGACUCACUGGAGGAGAUGAACCACUGCCUCCAGAGGGCGCUCUCAGACAAACAGAGAAAGCUGGAGGUUUUGAGGGAGACUUUGGAGAAAAGAGAUCAUCAUUUACAACAACUGAUGAAGAAAGUCAAGUACUAA
This is a messenger RNA of Knipowitschia caucasica, 660 nucleotides long. The record is from the annotation of a GenBank genome assembly. NCBI's taxonomy places the organism in Eukaryota, Metazoa, Chordata, Actinopteri, Gobiiformes, Gobiidae.